AUGGCAAAUAGGGGACUCACCCAAGCCGAGGUCAUGAACAUGAUCUUUUCCGACGAUGUCCCUGACCUGGAUAUGAGCUCAGAGAGCGAGUCGGACUCUGAUGAGGAAUUAAUUCCUCAAUUUGUAGAGGAGAUAGAGGUGCCCAUUCCAAUGGAUGAGGUACCACCAACCGAUGAGCUGAGGUGGGAGGGAGCCGGCGCCUAUGCCCCAGACGAGUUCACUUUUGAUGGCUCUGGGAGUGGCGUGCAGUCACACCUGCCUCGGACUGUAUCCGAGGCAGAUUGCUUCAAACUGUUAAUGACAGAAGAGUUGGUGGGCCGCAUCGCUGAUCAGACAAACACCUUUGCUGAGCAGCUGAAGGAGACGGCUGAUGUGCAGGGUAAGCUCCAGAAAUGGGUGAGCACAACUGUGCCAGAGCUCUACACAUUUUUUGUGGCCAUCCUGCUCAUGGCAACCGUGAAAAAGAGGGCCCUGAAGGACUACUGGAGUACGAACAUCAUGUACUCCACACCCUUUUUCUUCAUCCUCUUUUCUCAAGAUCGGUUCCUAAUUCUUCUGCGUUCCCUUCACUUCGCGGACAACACCACCUUGAACACUGCUGACCCCCUUAGCAAAAUCAUUCCGGUGUUCUCCUAUCUAACCACACAGUUCAAAAACUAUGUGCAAGACCUGAUCAUAUAUACUGGCACUACAACCGACAUUGUGAACAUUGAUGGCCUGGGUGUGUCUGGCUCUGUGGUGAUUUCAAUGCUGGGAGACUAUCUAGGGAAGGGACAUGUCUUAUAUGUGGACAACUGGUACAGCAGUCCAACGCUGUUUCUGUACUUGAUGAAACGCAGAACAGGGGCCUGUGGGACUGUGAGGGCAAAUAGGAAGGGAAUGCCGACUUUCCCCAGCAAAAUGAGAAAGAGUGAUGUGGAGUUCAAAAGGGCUGGGCAGCUUUUAGCUGUUAAGUGGCAUGACAAAAGAGAUGUCCAUGUCCUCUCCACGGUCAGUAAAGCUGUGAUUGCUGAUUCAGACAAGAUGGACUACAUGACAGGCCAGAGGAAGUCAAAGCCCUCCUGUGUCCUUGACUAUAAUAAGCACAUGGGGGCAGUGGACCGCUUUGACAUGCGCAACAGUUUUGUGGAAUGUACAAGAAAGUCUCUGAAGUGGUACAAAAAAGUGUUUUUUCAUUUGAUUGACUGUUGCGUCCACAAUGCGCAAAUUGUAUACCAGCAGGCCACUGGUAAGGUCAUCCAGCCUCAAGCGUUCAGAGACAAUCUGAUGCGUCAGCUGCUGGAGCAGUACCACACUCCACGGCAUGCCUCCACCGCUGGGCGCCCAUCAAUGGACCAUCCACUCCGUCUCACAGCACAACAUUUCCCUUCUGAUGUGCUGCAGACAGAUGCCCAAGGAAAGAGCACAAGAAGGCACUGCAAGGUCUGCCUUCACGGCACACGAAGGCCCCGGCAGAGGAAGCUCACCCGUGUCUUCUGUGCUCCGUGUAACACAGCAUUGUGCGCAACUCCAUGCUUCGCCGAGUUUCACAGCCUGAAACAUUAUUGA
Molecule: messenger RNA, 1548 nt
Organism: Sardina pilchardus (European sardine)
Lineage: Eukaryota; Metazoa; Chordata; Actinopteri; Clupeiformes; Clupeidae
Product: piggyBac transposable element-derived protein 4-like
Exons: 2
Coding region: 1-1548 (515 amino acids)
Source: RefSeq, a predicted model, not a curated record